This is a messenger RNA of Colletotrichum karsti, 1665 nucleotides long. RefSeq lists its product as uncharacterized. Lineage: Eukaryota; Fungi; Ascomycota; Sordariomycetes; Glomerellales; Glomerellaceae. The record is from RefSeq and is a predicted model, not a curated record. The coding region runs from base 1 to 1665 and encodes 554 amino acids. Gene Ontology annotation, molecular function: ADP binding; proton-transporting ATP synthase activity, rotational mechanism; ATP binding. The transcript has 7 exons. Gene Ontology annotation, biological process: proton transmembrane transport; proton motive force-driven ATP synthesis.
AUGUUCCGCAACGCCCUCCGACAGUCGACGCGCGCCGUCGGCGCCGUCUCUGCUGCCGGCAGAGUCGCUGCCGCCCGAAAUGCCGCACCCGCCGCCUUCACUGCCACGUCGAUGCAGUCUCGCUCAUACGCCGACAAGGCUUCCCCGACCGAGGUUUCUUCCAUCCUCGAGCAGAGAAUUCGUGGUGUCCAGGAGGAGGCUGGUCUCGCCGAGACCGGCCGCGUCCUCUCCGUCGGUGAUGGUAUCGCCCGUGUUCACGGCAUGGCCAACGUCCAGGCUGAGGAGCUUGUCGAGUUCGCCUCUGGCGUCAAGGGCAUGUGCAUGAACCUCGAGGCCGGCCAGGUCGGUGUUGUGCUUUUCGGUUCUGACCGUCUGGUCAAGGAGGGCGAGACCGUCAAGCGUACCGGAGAGAUUGUCGACGUUCCCGUCGGUCCCGAGCUUCUCGGCCGUGUCGUCGACGCUCUCGGUAACCCCAUCGACGGCAAGGGCCCCCUCAACACCAAGGAGAAGCGCCGUGCCCAGCUCAAGGCCCCCGGUAUCCUGCCCCGCAAGUCCGUCAACCAGCCGGUCCAGACCGGUCUCAAGUCCAUCGACGCCAUGGUUCCCAUCGGCCGUGGUCAGCGUGAGUUGAUCAUUGGUGACCGUCAGACCGGAAAGACUGCCGUCGCCCUCGACGCCAUGCUUAACCAGAAGCGCUGGAACUCCUCCAACGACGAGACCAAGAAGCUCUACUGCGUCUACGUCGCCGUCGGCCAGAAGCGUUCCACCGUCGCCCAGCUCGUCAAGACCCUCGAGGAGAACGACGCCAUGAAGUACUCCAUCGUUGUUGCCGCCACUGCCUCUGAGGCCGCCCCUCUGCAGUACAUUGCUCCCUUCACCGGUGCAUCGAUCGGAGAAUGGUUCAGAGACAAUGGAAAGCACUCUCUCGUCAUCUACGACGAUCUUUCCAAGCAGGCCGUCGCUUACCGUCAAAUGUCUCUGCUGCUCCGUCGUCCCCCCGGACGUGAGGCUUACCCCGGUGACGUUUUCUACCUGCACUCCCGUCUCCUCGAGCGUGCCGCCAAGAUGAGCGACAAGCACGGCGGUGGUUCCAUGACUGCCCUGCCCGUCAUUGAGACCCAGGGUGGUGACGUUUCCGCCUACAUUCCCACCAACGUCAUUUCCAUUACCGACGGUCAGAUCUUCUUGGAGUCCGAGCUGUUCUACAAGGGUGUCCGUCCCGCCAUCAACGUCGGUCUUUCCGUCUCUCGUGUCGGUUCCGCCGCCCAGCUUAAGGCCAUGAAGCAAGUCGCUGGUUCCCUGAAGCUUUUCUUGGCUCAGUACCGUGAGGUCGCUGCCUUCGCCCAGUUCGGUUCCGAUCUUGAUGCCGCCACCAAGCAGACCCUCAGCAGAGGUGAACGCUUGACCGAGCUCCUCAAGCAGAAGCAGUACUCCCCCAUGGCCGUCAACGAGAUGGUUCCUCUCAUCUUCGCCGGUGUCAACGGUCAGCUCGACUCCGUCCCCGUCAGCAAGGUUCUCCAGUGGGAGGCCGACUUCCUGGCCCACCUCAGGACCAACGAGUCUGACCUUCUCGCCACCAUCGACAAGGAGGGUGCUCUCAGCAAGGAGCUUGAGGGCCGCCUCAAGGACGUUGUCAACAACUUCACCAAGAGCUUCCUGGGCUAA